UGCCCCUGUCCGGGGCUGGGGCUGGUCCCAGCAGGUCCCGGCCAGUCCAGUGCCCUCUGGUUAGGAGGUGCCCGUGCCGCGCGGCUCCACUGCCCUUGCCCGCAGCUGGGCUGCCCUGCCAGGCCGCCGUCACGCCUCGUGAUGGAUGGCUGCACAGCGCUUUUCUGGAUUAUAAAUAAUGUGUUUUGAGAACUCAUAAACAUCCCAGCCGUUGCCUUGAAAUUUAAUCCGAUCCUGAGCAGGGGGCUCGCAGCCUCCCAGACUGAUGGGAGCCGCCUUCCACUGGUCACGCUGCUCUAGGUGCCCCACUUGUCCCCAACCCCGCCGGUGCCCUGGGCCCCUGCAGGCCUCCCCGGCUUGCUGCGGUGCCUCAUUUACUGGGUUUUGCUGUAGGUGUGGGUUGCAGUGAUUUGGGAAUGCUGUAGAUGUGAUGGGGACCAUGCUUGACCCUGCACCAAGCCCUCCCUCUCCUCUUUCCGCAUCUAAUUUUCCUAUCUGUAUUUUAAAAUUGUCCGCAAGGACUUUGGCUUCUGUGACAUCCAGGGAAGUCCUCAGAGCUGCAAGAGUUCAUCCAAGUUGUUAGGAUCAAGGCCAGUCUGACAGAUCCAGCCCCAGGCAGUGCAGAAGUGUCUGUUGCAUUGGGGGGUGCAGACGGGGUGCCCGCUGUGGUCCUCCAGCCUCGCUGGCUGACUUGAGGCCUCCAGAGAUGGCAAUGGGAGCUGCUGCCAACCCGGAGCUCCCCGAAAGGUGAUCCAGCUGUUCUGGAUGCCAUCUCAACACACCACUGCCCACGUACGCUGCUGGUGUCUGCCUUGGACAAGCGCUCCCGAGCGCUCUCCUCCCCGGCCUGGUGCGUGCUUGGAGGAGAUGUCUCUGUCUGGCGCUGACAUCAGGGGCAUCUCAUGCCCCUCGUGCGCGUCUCGGGCACAUGCAGGAUGUCCAAAUGUCUGCCUUUAAUCCUUGGGGGGCUGCUUAGGAAUUACAUCCGAUUACGGGGCUGAUUUAAAAGCCUGCCAGCUGUUGGCUCUGCAGGGACAACGUGCCAUUUCCAGUCACUGCUGGAAUCUGUCUUUGCCCCAGAACUGGGGUGUUUGGGUCUGGGAUGGGCCUUGCACGUCAUGGAGCCACACUGCUAGAAAGGCCACUGAUGCUUCUGAAAACGGGGUUUUGAUGUGGUGGAGCUUCUGGAGGCUGGGCCAAGGGCUGGUGCUUCUCUUUGGAGGACAGAAGACGUUCAGCCUGGCUGUCCCAGGAUCCGGUUGUGUGGGCAUCUCCAUCUCACCUCUGCUUGUGGUGUUGCUGAAAGCAGUUUUGGUGGGGAUGUGGGUUUCUGCUGCAUUAAGUGGAGCUCCAGGGAUCCUUCAGGGCGCUUGUCCCCAGCCGGCCUCUGAGGCACAGGGGCCAGGAGGGGACCUUCCCCCACCCCAUGCCGUUUUUCUAACGCUUUCAUUAAAUGUAGCCUUAAGCCCUUGCUUGAGGGCCAGGGUGGGACCGGACCUGGCCCUCCCGUGGGAAAGGAGAGAAGAGCUGACUGCAACCCCCGAGCGCUGCAUGCGGUUGGAGCGGGCUGAGCAGAGCCGAGCCCCGCGGCCGCUUCGCAGGGGUUGUGCUCCAUGACGAGCUUGAACCGACCUUAGCUGACCUUGAGGACGAAGCAGUGUUUGUUAUUCAGGUCCAGGGGUCGGAGCGGAGGAAGCCGGAGCGGGAGGCUGCCUUGGCGUGGGAUCCUGGGCGGCCCCACGGGAGCCUGCGGGACGAGGUGUCGGCAGAUAAAGAAUCGCAUCACUUAUUGCCGGUCCUUUCACCGCAGAAGCGGGAGCGGGGCAGCAGCAGCGCUGAGCUCUUUACUGACUGGAGCCCACGGUUGCUGCGUUGCCAUGGGUGAAUAUCGUACGUUGGUAGUGGUUCAGCUCCUCGUCUGCGCAGCAGAGAUAGCGAUGCUGCCCGAUCCCCGGGAGGGCUGUGAUAAGACCCCCUCCCUCCACCCGUGCUUUCCGUUAAAAACGAAAGGCUCUCUUCCCCAAAGCUGUGAUGUUUCACGGGCCAAGUGGGAUUUGCUGUGUUGUUUGCAGCCCUUUGAUGGGGGAACAGAGGUGCUACGGUUCCCACAGUGCUCUGACUUUUAAAGCCAAUUUUUCAGUGCAGUAAUGAUCAUCUGCAGUAAUAGUGGGGAUGAAGAAGCGUCCAAACAGCCAUAGGAAAGGAACGCUUCCAAAUGAAACCUCCACUUCAAAGAGGUGUCAAAAUGAGGCUCCCUCCUUCCAGGGCAGAAUUGCCUUAUUUCUCAAAUGUCAGCGUUUCCCAGAGAAGAGAAGGGCUGUUCCAGCCCAGCUGGAGCCGUGAGCCGAAUUAACGCCUGGGUGAGACUUUCCUGCAGAAAAUGCUCCUGGUGCAAAUCUCCCUUGGCAGGAGUGAAGGUGAUUCCCCCAAGCCCGAGAAUGCCAUCACCAUCGCGGUGUCAUCGCGGGCGCUCUUCCGCAUGGAGGAGGAGCAGAAGAUCUACAACGAGCAAGGGGUGGAGGCCUAUGUGAAAUACCAGCUGGACCACGAGAACGAGCCCUUCCUCCCCGGCGCUGCCUUCCCCUUCGUCAAGGCGCUGGAAGCCGUGAACACGCAGCUGCGCGAGCUCUACCCCGACAGCGAGGAGCUUUUCGACAUCGUCCUCAUGACCAACAACCAUGCCCAGGUUGGGGUUCGCUUGAUCAACAGCAUCAACCACUACGAUCUGUUCAUUGAGAGGUUCUGCAUGACGGGAGGGAACAGCCCCAUCUGUUACCUCAAGGCCUACCACGCCAACCUCUACCUCUCCUCCGAUGCCGAGAAAGUGAGUGGGGCCAUUGAAGAGGGGAUUGCCGCAGCCACCAUCUUCAGCCCCAGCAAAGACCUGGAGGUGUCAGAGAACCAGCUGCGGGUGGCUUUUGACGGCGAUGCCGUGCUCUUCUCAGAUGAAUCGGAGCAGAUCGUGAAGGCUCACGGCCUGGACAUGUUCUUUGAGCAUGAGAAGACUCAUGAGAACAAGCCUCUGGCCCAGGGACCCCUGAAGGGCUUCCUGGAGGCCUUGGGGAAGCUGCAGAAGAAGUUUUAUUCCAAGGGCUUGAGGAUGGAGUGUCCUAUUCGCACCUACCUGGUCACUGCCAGGAGCGCUGCCAGCUCGGGAGCCCGGGCCCUAAAGACUCUCCGCAGCUGGGGCCUGGAGACGGAUGAGGCUCUGUUCCUGGCCGGGGCUCCCAAGGGGCCGCUGCUGAGGAAGAUCCGGCCGCACAUCUUCUUUGACGACCAGAUGUUCCACGUGGAGGGAGCCAAGGAGAUGGGCACGGUCGCUGCCCACGUCCCUUACGGCAUCGCCCAGAAGCACAAGCGGACGGCACAGGAGAAGCAGACCCCGAACAGCAAGUAGAGGAGCUGGCUGGUCCCGCAGCGCUGGGCGCGCGUCCGUGCGGGCCGGCACGCUGCGCAGACUUCGCCUCUGGGCACCAUGCACUGAAUGGGGCCGCGGUCUGCAAGGCGGAGAGCGUUUGCCCUGGCGAGCGCGAGUUUAUUCCCUAGCCGGAGCUUUGUCCGGGGCACAGUGGAGGAGGGGGCUAAUGGAAGGCUGCUUUUUGCCUGUAUAUUCUUUGCAAUGUUGUGACCUUGUACUGCUGGCCCAGUGCUGUUCCCUGCCCCGUUCCUUGGGGGGCUGGAGGCUGCCCCUCAUCGGGCAGCCCCACGAACCGUUUCCCUGUUCGUACACGCUCUGCACUUGCUUCAGGCAAAAUCUUUGAGAAUGGAUCUCCCCUUUUAUGGACCGUCUGUGCCAGGCAGGUUUAACUCAUCGGCAUUUUUCUAAAACCCCUGGGGAAUUCCCAGUCCAAGUCCUUGAUUUAAAAAACACCCAAAUGUUCAGGCUGAACUGUUGAACUGGAAAGUUGUAUGCACUCGGAAACCUUCUUGCAGCUUUGAAACAAAAUAUUGUCUCCUUUAAUUACAUUUAAAUCAUAACACUGUUCCCUCAGUGGGAACCUCCCUGAAAGAUCCAGCCUCAGUUCCCCAACCAGAAAAUCUUUCAGGUCUUUGUCCUCCCACCAAGAUUUGUCAGCACAAAAACUUUCCCUUCAUGAACUAAAACUUGGAAAAAUAGAAACAAGCACUUGUUUUUAAAAAAAGGUGUUUCCUGCUUGUUGCUUUGGGCCAGUUUAUUGUUGGCCCAGGUUUUUAAAGCUGAGUUUGACAGUUACAGGAGUUAGCACUUAGAUAUCUCAGUAAGGCAUCUAAAGCCUAGCCCUUGUAUGUGCCUUCCAGGGGCCUCAGACACAUGCCUACGAUCUGAAUUAAGUUGAAAGCAGGCCCUAAUAUAUUAGGGACAGCAUUUGAAACCCAUCGGGUAAAUCUACAGAGAAUUUGAGCCUGGGGAGGGUUAAUUAAAGGAUUUUUUUUCUAUAAGCUGAGCCCAUAGGAGUUGAUAAUCUCUCCUCAGCUUCUUAAAACCUCUGGUGUUUCUGAAAAUAGACACCUCUGCUAGUGACACUGUGAGAAGGAACCAAAUCCCUGAUUUAAAAACAGGAAGAGAAAUCAUUUGGAGAGCUGCUCCAAAAAGCAGUGUGAAAGUCACUGACGUUAUUGCACAAAGCCUUGUCCUGAAGGGUGCUCUCAGGAUGAGUUUUUUUUCUUGAAUUAUGUAUUUCUUGUGCUCUCUUUCUAGGCAGUACAAGUGACAGUUGGGCAUGAAGGAUGCCCAGUAUUAUCAGAUAGUAUUUUCAGUUGCUUCCAACUUUGCCAAAUGCAGACUGCAUGGGCUGAAGUUUUCCUGGGUAUGUGUCUGCCUCUCACUCAACUUUGCAGGGAGAUUUCAGCUAAAAUAGCUCAGCCUUUUCUGAGAGCAAGGCUAGAGCUUAAGUUAUGGCAUUUUUGACAAAUAUAUAAGCAAGCUAAUAUCGUUAGUGGCUCUGGAGACUGUCUUCUUAUUGCACUAAAUCCCGCCCUAGCAAUGAAAAGUAAAUUGCACUUUAUUCCCUUGAACUGUUUCACUCGGACAGACUGUUAUUUGUCACAUUUGGGUGACCAUGUCAGAGGAAGGUCUAAAAUCUAAACAAAAAAAAGCCUUGAAAGAAAUGAGCAUUGCAAUGACACAUCUAUUAAUAAGUUCUAUAAAAAGGUCUUUUCUUGUUAAUGCAAACUCCAGAUAUUGGGAUUCAAGCUGUCUCUCAGAGACCCUUUUGGCAGAUCCGGGGGGGAUAAGGGCCUGGCCUCCAAGUAAACAUUUCCAAGGUGUUUCCUGAAGAUCGCAUCUUGGAAGUCCUGCCAAGCUCGGCUCACAGAUGAGCUGUGCAGAGGCCUCCCCGCCAGCCUGGGAGAUGAUGUUGCAAGAGGAAGAGGAUUGUCAGCAAGCCCUUAGGAAACCCCGACCAUGCGGGCCUGGGAAUGGCAGGGAUGUCAGCAGGUGAUGGUGUGCUGAGCCAGGCUGGUGGGAUGGGAUGUGGGCCACGAGCGCGGUUGCUGGGACGCGUGGGCAUGUGCGUGGUUGGAGGAAUGCAGGGAGCGUGAGCUGGUGCACCUGGCAUCUCUGAGAUAAUGUCACUGCAGUGCAUCUGUGUGUAAAUGUGUCUUUUUCCAGGUGUUUCAGAUGAGUGUGGCAAGGGCUGUUUUGUCUAGCAGGAGAUGUCCUGUCUCAAGGUGCUUUUAGAGACAGCGUGUCAGGGUGCUGGAUGUGGUUUUGGGGCAGGAGCCUGGAUCUCUGCAGCUUUCACUGCUGCCUUCCCAGGCCCCGAGAUGAGAUGUGGGUGCAGAGAGCUGGUCCUGGGGACCCUGCUUGGCCUCUCGCUGCGUGGCACAGGCAGCUGCUUUAACAGCUCUGCCCAGGUUCCUCCUGCUGCCAGGGCAGCCUGGGGGCUCUCCAGAAGAUACGGGGCUCGGGAAAUGGUCCCUGAGCAAGGGAGGGCUCCCUUUCCACCUCCUGCCAUGGCUGCUCCCUUUGGUUUUUAUCCACAUGGUUUCAUACGGUUUUCUUCCUCUUCUCCCUUUUCCCUCACUACGACUGGCUGAUGUGGAUUUGCUGCUCGUGUACUUCCCUCGUGUGCCCAUACGGGACAUCCAUUGCCCCUCGGGCUGGGGGAGCGACACGGUCCUGUGGGAGCCCGUGGCCGUGCUGGCCUGGCACGUCUCCCGUCUCGAGGGGCCGGUACUGCUAUGCCUCUUGUGCUGUGCUGGCUGGCAACUGGACUUCCCCGCUGUGUGUCAUCGCUCUGGGUUUCCCUUCAUUUUCCCGAUGUUUUUUUUUUCUUGUGAAUGCACUGACUUGUUAAUGAGACCCCUUUGGGUGUUUAUCUGUAAUAAACUGUGUUGGUCCCAA
Messenger RNA from Dromaius novaehollandiae (emu), 6325 nucleotides. It is a transcript of the gene NT5C1A, whose product is annotated as 5'-nucleotidase, cytosolic IA. Gene Ontology annotation, biological process: nucleotide metabolic process; adenosine metabolic process. The transcript has 6 exons. The record is from RefSeq and is a predicted model, not a curated record. Bases 2381 to 3397 code for a protein of 338 amino acids. Lineage: Eukaryota; Metazoa; Chordata; Aves; Casuariiformes; Dromaiidae. Gene Ontology annotation, cellular component: cytosol; cytoplasm. Gene Ontology annotation, molecular function: 5'-nucleotidase activity; magnesium ion binding; nucleotide binding.